UUCGAUGUGUGCGUGCGAAUGGGGGAGGUUUGUUUUGAUGCGGUAAUCACCCACCAUCAGCAUCAGUUCCAAAUAAUAUUACUCUGCCGCGACAGUUUGGAAAGUCACUCGCGACGAUGAUCGCCAACAUUGCUGUACGCGCUGGUGGUGCCAGUACUCGGCUGUCAACCAACUUCGUCACUGCCAUUGGAAGCAAGUGUUCCGGCUGGAAUUCCGCACAGAACGUUUCCUCCAGAAGAUUCAUCUCGCAAUCCACCGCUAAAGCAAUGCGCUUCGUACAGUAUCGUUCGGCGGCUAAGGGUGACAGGCAGCGGCUCGGUGUGUUAUCGGAAGACGGUACGCAGGUGUCCGACAUUUCUGACCGAUAUGAAGGUGACCUGAUAACGCUCAUCCGCUCGGGCGUUUCGCUCGAUGAGGUGAAAGCGUCCGUCGCGAAGGCGAGUCCGGUGAAGGUGGACAGUGUUGAGCUGCUGGCACCGGUCACGAACCCACAGAAGAUUCUGUGCGUUGGGCUCAACUAUAGUGGCCACUGCGAGGAGCAGAACAAACCGAUUCCGAAGGAACCGAUGUUCUUCAGCAAAUAUGCGACGACCAUCGUUGGUCCGUACGACAACGUUAUCGCACACCGCAUAUCGGACCAAAUCGAUUGGGAGGUUGAGCUGGCUGUCAUCAUCGGCAAGAGGGCCAAAAGCGUCAGUAAAGCGAACGCAAUGGAUUAUGUGUUCGGGUACACGGUGGCUCAAGAUAUUUCGGCGCGCGAUUGGCAGAAGCUGCGCAACGGUGGCCAGUUCCUGAUCGGUAAGUCGAUGGAUACCUUCUGUCCGCUUGGGCCGGCUGCCGUGCACAAGUCGCUGGUGAAGGAUCCUCACCAGCUGUCGAUCAAGUGUAGCGUGAAUGGGGUGGAAAAGCAGAACGGAAGCACGAGCGAGCUGAUUUUCCGCAUUGACGACAUCAUCGAGCGCGUGACACAGUCCAUUACGCUACUGCCGGGCGACGUUAUUCUGACGGGAACGCCGGCCGGUGUCGGUAUGCAUCGUAAGCCGGCCGAAUUUCUUAAACCGGGUGAUGUGAUCGAUAGCGAGAUCGAGGGACUUGGCAAAAUUAAGAACAAGGUCGUUGCUGACGCGUAAGACGAUCCCAGAAGCUGCCAUGCUACCACGUUACGGGUCGUGAUUGACGAAAUGACGGAAUAAUAAAAUAUUUACAAUUCAUGUUUUAAA
Anopheles stephensi (Asian malaria mosquito) is the source of this 1220-nucleotide messenger RNA. Its product is annotated as fumarylacetoacetate hydrolase domain-containing protein 2-like. The transcript has 5 exons. Lineage: Eukaryota; Metazoa; Arthropoda; Insecta; Diptera; Culicidae. Gene Ontology annotation, molecular function: hydro-lyase activity. The coding region runs from base 117 to 1130 and encodes 337 amino acids. The record is from RefSeq and is a predicted model, not a curated record.